Messenger RNA from Lampris incognitus (smalleye Pacific opah), 2385 nucleotides. RefSeq names its product neuroligin 2a (gene nlgn2a). Gene Ontology annotation, biological process: modulation of chemical synaptic transmission; chemical synaptic transmission; presynaptic membrane assembly. The coding region runs from base 1 to 2385 and encodes 794 amino acids. The record is from RefSeq and is a predicted model, not a curated record. Lineage: Eukaryota; Metazoa; Chordata; Actinopteri; Lampriformes; Lampridae. Gene Ontology annotation, cellular component: postsynaptic specialization membrane; cell surface; synapse. The transcript has 7 exons. Gene Ontology annotation, molecular function: signaling receptor activity; neurexin family protein binding.
AUGUUGUCAAACGGGUGCGUGGUGUGCGCACUGAGCCUGGCUCUCCUCCUCGCCUUGGCCUCCAGCCAGAGGAUGGACCCUUCUAAACACCCCGUGGUCACCACCAACUACGGCAAGUUGAGGGGCAUAAAGAAGGACCUCAACAAUGAAAUCCUGGGCCCCGUGGAGCAAUACCUGGGUGUCCCCUACGCCACCGCCCCCAUCGGAGACCGUCGCUUCCAGCCGCCCGAAGCCCCUGGCUCCUGGCAGGAGAUCCGCAAUGCCACCCAGUUUGCUCCUGUGUGCCCCCAGAACGUGCUCGGCGUCCUGCCCGAGAUUAUGCUCCCCGUGUGGUUCACGGACAACCUCGACGUGGCGGCCAUCUACAUCCAGAACCAGAGCGAGGACUGCCUCUAUCUCAAUAUCUACGUGCCCACGGAGGACGAUAUCCGUGACCGCAGGAAGAAACCGGUGAUGCUUUUUAUCCACGGGGGCUCGUACAUGGAGGGCACCGGGAACAUGUUUGAUGCCAGUGUCCUGGCCGCCUAUGGCAACGUGAUUGUGGUGACCAUGAACUACCGGCUGGGCGUGCUCGGCUUCCUCAGCACCGGUGACCAGUCUGCCAAGGGUAACUACGGCCUGCUGGACCAGAUCCAAGCCUUGCGCUGGCUCAACGAGAACAUCGGCCACUUCGGCGGUGACCCCGAGAGGAUCACCAUCUUCGGCUCCGGGGCUGGGGCCUCCUGUGUGAACCUCCUCAUCCUCUCGCACCACUCAGAGGGUCUGUUCCAGAGGGCCAUAGCCCAGAGUGGCACAGCCAUCUCCAGUUGGUCAGUCAAUUACCAGCCCCUAAAGUACACCAAGAUCCUCGCCAGGAAGGUGGGCUGCACCUACACGGAGACAGCCGACCUGGUGGACUGCCUGAGGAGGAAGAACUUUAGGGAGCUGGUGGAUCAGGACAUCCAGCCAGCUCGCUACCACAUCGCCUUUGGCCCCGUGGUGGAUGGAGACGUGGUGCCGGACGACCCCGAGAUCCUCAUGCAGCAGGGGGAGUUCCUCAACUAUGACAUCCUCAUAGGAGUGAACCAGGGAGAGGGGCUGAAGUUUGUGGACGACAGCGAGGACAACGACGGCAUCUCAGCCGCGGCGUUUGACUACACCAUCUCCAACUUUGUAGACAACCUCUACGGGUACCCCGAGGGUAAAGACAUCCUGAGGGAAACCAUAAAGUUCAUGUACACAGACUGGGCAGACAGGGACAACGGCGACAUGCGGAGGAAGACCCUGUUGGCCCUGUUCACUGAUCACCAGUGGGUGGCGCCAGCCGUGGCCACAGCCAAACUCCACGCCGAGUUCCAGUCCCCGGUCUACUUCUACACCUUCUACCAUCACUGCCAGACGGAGACGCGGCCUGAAUGGGCUGACGCCGCCCACGGGGACGAGAUUCCCUAUGUGUUCGGGGUGCCCAUGAUCGGAGCCACGGACCUGUUCCCGUGCAACUUCUCCAAGAAUGACGUGAUGUUGAGCGCUGUGGUGAUGACCUACUGGACCAACUUUGCCAAAACCGGGGACCCGAACCUGCCAGUCCCUCAGGACACCAAGUUUAUCCACACCAAGCCCAAUCGAUUUGAGGAGGUAAUCUGGACCAAGUUCAACUCCAAAGACAAGCAGUACCUGCACAUUGGCCUGAAGCCCCGUGUCAGAGACAACUACAGGGCCAACAAGGUGGCCUUCUGGCUGGAGUUAGUACCCCACCUGCACAGCCUCCACGAGGUGCUCAUCAGUACCAGCACCACCCGCUUGCCCCCGGGUCCGGGCCCUGGCACGCACAGACCUUGGCCCCGAACUCCCGCCCCCCGCUCCACUCGCCACCCCUACCCCACCUUCCCCUCUGACCCGGAGCCCGAAGGCUCGGACCGCCCCCACCAGGACCUGUUCCCGGGGGACACGCGUGACUACUCCACCGAGCUGAGCGUGACGGUCGCAGUGGGUGCCUCGCUCCUCUUCCUCAACAUCCUGGCCUUCGCAGCGCUCUACUACAAGCGUGACAAGCGGCACGAGAUGCGGCGUCACCGGCUGUCCCCUCAGCGUGGUGGCCCAGCCAACGACCUGGCUCAUAGCCAGGAAGAGGAGAUCAUGUCGCUGCAGAUGAAGCACUCGGAGCACGACGCCCACCAUGACAUGGAGCCCCUGCGGCCCCACGACAUCCUGCGGCCUGCCUGCCCGCCUGACUAUACGCUGGCCCUGCGCCGCGCUCCAGACGACGUGCCGCUGAUGACACCCAACACCAUCACCAUGAUCCCCAGCACCAUCACUGGCAUGCAACCCCUCCAUGCCUUCAACACCUAUCCCUCCACUGGCCACAACAACACCCUGCCGCACCCCCACUCCACCACCAGGGUAUAG